Bubalus bubalis (water buffalo) is the source of this 1730-nucleotide messenger RNA. RefSeq names its product HemK methyltransferase family member 1 (gene HEMK1). Gene Ontology annotation, cellular component: mitochondrion. Gene Ontology annotation, biological process: protein methylation. Lineage: Eukaryota; Metazoa; Chordata; Mammalia; Artiodactyla; Bovidae. Bases 346 to 1401 code for a protein of 351 amino acids. Gene Ontology annotation, molecular function: protein methyltransferase activity; nucleic acid binding. The record is from RefSeq and is a predicted model, not a curated record. The transcript has 11 exons.
CUCUAGGAACCCUGGAGCUGGUCGACGGAAUCCGUCCGAGCCCUUUCUCAGGUGAACCAACCCCGGAAGCAGAGCCUCUUGUGGGGCGCUCACAUCCGGGUUAUGCACAUCCGGGAGCCGAACCCAGGGCAGUUUCUUCAGGAUGGCGGGAGAGUGGAGUAGCCUAUUAGAAAGGGCAGCCGCGUCUGAGGACCAGCCAUGCUGAGGACCCAAAGCCUGUGACCGCUCCAUCUCCUUCCAGCUGAGGCCAGUCACCAUCCUCAGCAGCUGACAUCACAAGAAAGACUUGGGCACCUCAGGGAAGUACUCAAGGGAUCCUUUCCCUGAGACGUGGAGCAUCUGAGAAUGCUGAGGGCCCUCCUCUCUGGCCUGGGAUGGAGGAAAGGCAUUUGGGGGUGCGCCUUCAGCUCAUGGCAACCCCAUCAGCCUCCAGCUGGGUUGAGUGCCACCAAAGUGGUCAGCCACUGGACAGCGGUUUUUGAGGAGAAGGGCAUCCCUGAGGCCCGGGAAUCCAGUGAGUACAUCGUGGCUCAUGUCCUUGGAGCCAAAACAUUUCAGAGCCUGAGGCCAGGACAGUGGACCCAACCCCUAACCCCUUGGCAGCUACAGUGUAUCCAGGAGCUGAGUAGCUACCGAUUGCAAAGGAUGCCUGUGCAGUACAUCCUUGGUGAAUGGGACUUUCAGGGUCUCAAUCUGAAGAUGGCACCCCCAGUUUUCAUCCCUAGGCCAGAAACAGAGGAGCUGGUUGAAUGGGUGCUGGAGGAAGUGACCCAAGGACCCCGUGUGGUGGGAGCUGAAGGCGGCCCCCUUAUCUUGGAGGUGGGCUGUGGAUCAGGAGCCAUCUCCCUCAGCCUGCUGAGUAGGCUUCCCCAGAGCCGAGUCACUGCUGUGGAUAAGGGAGAAGCCGCCAUCUGCCUGACCCAUGAGAAUGCUCAGAGGCUUCGGUUGCAGGACAGGAUUCAGAUCGUCCCCUUUGAUGUGACCUUAGUGGAGAGCUGGGCACACCUUCUACCCUGGGGCCCUGUGGACCUGGUCGUCAGCAACCCUCCCUACGUCUUCCACCGGGACAUGGAGAAGCUGGCUCCUGAGAUCCUCAGAUAUGAAGACCCAGUAGCCCUGGAUGGUGGUGAGGAGGGCAUGGACAUCAUUACCCACAUCCUGGCCCUGGCUCCUCAGCUUCUGAAGUACUCUGGAAGCAUCUUCUUGGAAGUGGACCCACGACACCCAGAGCUCGUUGGCAGCUGGCUUCAGAGCCAGCCUGACCUGUCCCUCAAUGUUGUGGCUGUGCGCAGGGACUUCUGUGGGAGGCCGCGGUUCCUACAUAUCAGGAGGUCUGGGCCACAGCAUGGUUCCCCUGUGGAUGCCUGGCCAGGGCGCCAACCUGCCAGAGUGCCUGGCUGACAUUUCUAUCAGGAAUGCUACUUGGAGGGAGGUAGAUGGUGCUGUCCAGAACCCCAGAUGCUUGUGGCAUUUCCCAUGGCUCUGAGAUUCUCCAUGCUCCGUGAUUUCUAGGAGACUGGGGAAUAGGAGCAAGGGUGGAAGUGUCCUUCCUGGGUCAGCAAAGGGCAAGGGUGCACAAAGACCCACAGUGCAACUCAGGAGCUGAGCAGAUCCAGGUUCCCAGUCUGGCCCCAUCAUGUCAGUGUGGCCAAGGCAGGUUGCUGUGUCUUUAGGGGAAUUGCUCUGGGGAUGUUGGAAGAUAGGCCAAUAAAGUGGCAAGAGACCAGCAA